This is a messenger RNA of Cavenderia fasciculata, 1935 nucleotides long. RefSeq names its product putative protein serine/threonine kinase. The record is from RefSeq and is a predicted model, not a curated record. Gene Ontology annotation, biological process: protein phosphorylation. The transcript is spliced from 5 exons. Gene Ontology annotation, molecular function: protein serine/threonine kinase activity; ATP binding. Lineage: Eukaryota; Evosea; Eumycetozoa; Acytosteliales; Cavenderiaceae. Gene Ontology annotation, cellular component: nucleus; cytosol; protein kinase CK2 complex. The coding region runs from base 1 to 1935 and encodes 644 amino acids.
AUGAAUACGACAACAACAACAUUACGUCCAAUUAAUAGUAAUAGUAAUAGUAAUAAUAUGAUUUGUUGUUGUAGUUGUUGUCAUUGUAAUAAUAAUAUAAAAUAUAUAACAAGUACAAGAGAGAGAGAUAGAGAGAGAGGGAGAGAGAUGAUUUAUAGUUUUAGCAGACUAUGUCUGGUGUACGUGCUAUCGGUAUGGCUCGUUACACAGAUGGGAUAUAUACAUAUAACAUUCACUUGGGCACACCCGAUUACUUCGGGUACCUAUUUAUUCGCAUUACCACCUAUCAUUGGAUACAUUGGUGGUAUUGCAGUUCGAUCAUCUGUUCAUAUACUACAUAAACAACAGCAACCGCAGACUCCUCCUCAUCAUCAUGUUCCUCCCACACCUCAGGUGGAGGGGGGAAAUGACGACCAACAUCAACAUCAACAUCCCAACGACAUACCAAAUAUAAAACAAUUGAGGAGACAAAUUGUUACAUUGGGUCGGUCGGUUGAAUGCCACCAAUCAAAGUGCAUGUCCCCCGAAUACAUGUUUAGCGACCAACAAUCAAUCAGCUCGGGUAUUGGAGGUGCCGUCCACGGCGAGGAGAUGCCUCCCCACUUUAAUGGACACCAUCUCGGUAUCUUUGAUGCCAAGACACCUCAUAAUGCAUCGGCCGUCCCAUUCAACAACCAACUAUCUACUAGUAACAACAACAACCAUAACCAAGAAGGAGGAGGAGUCGACUCGACUACGACGACCCAUACUACAACUACAACAUCUACCUCUACAACCAACACACCAAUCAACAACACACCAAUAGAUAAUAAUGGAGCUCCACUAACCAACAUUAACAAUGGUGUAGAGAAAUCAUUAAACUAUUCAUCGACGAGAAAACUACGAAAUGUUGCAAGAUGUGCGCAUUGGAAUGUCAAUGAACGUAUGCCAAAGAGUUACUAUGACUAUGAAAACUAUUAUUUUGCGUGGCAGACACCCGACAAUUACGAGAUUAUCCGAAAGAUUGGUCGUGGUAAAUACAGUGAAGUGUUCUUGGGUGUACAUUUAAAUAAUAGUUUUCAAGAUUCCAAAAUAUUCAAUGACAUCAAUAUCCCAACAACGAUCGAUAAUAAUAGUAAAGAAACAGGAGACAUUGUAAUCAAAGUAUUAAAACCAAUACCAAAAUUAAAGAUACAAAGAGAAGUAAAGAUUUUAAAGAGUUUGGAAGGUGGACCCAACAUUAUCCCACUACUCGACACUGUCAAAGAUUUUGAAUCGAAAACCAAAAGUUUGGUAUUUCCAUUCAUCAACAAAACAGAUGUUAGAGAAUUAAUUAAUUAUUUAGGUGAUGAUGAUUUACGUUAUUAUAUGUUUGAAUUAUUAAAAGCAAUUGAAUUUUCACAUUCAAAAGGAAUUAUGCAUCGUGAUAUUAAACCACAUAAUAUAGCAAUUGAUCAUAGUCAACGUAAAUUAUAUUUAUUGGAUUGGGGUUUAGCAGAAUAUUAUCAUCCUUACAAGACAUAUAAUAUUAAAGUAGCUUCAAGACAUUAUAAACCACCUGAAUUAUUGGUCAAUAUGCAUGAUUAUGAUUAUUCUUUGGAUAUUUGGAGUUUAGGUUGUUUAUUUGCUGGUUUGAUAUUGGAUAGAGAUCCAUUCUUUCAUGGUGAAGAUAAUGAUGAUCAACUUGUACAAAUUAGUAAAGUGUUGGGAACUGAUGGUUUAUAUGAAUACCUAGAUAAAUAUGGGUUAGAGUUGACAGAGGAACUACAAGAACUCAUAAAACCGGCACCAAAAAAGAGUUGGGAUAUCUUUAUACCUUUUUCAAACGAUGAUAUUGCACAUCCAGUGGCUAUAGACUUUUUAGAUAAAUUACUACGAUAUGACCCACAAGAGAGAUUAACUGCUCAAGAGGCUAUGAAUCACCCUUAUUUUGAAUCUUUUCAUAAAUCAAAGUAA